Drosophila nasuta is the source of this 1546-nucleotide messenger RNA. Its product is annotated as techylectin-5A-like. The coding region runs from base 232 to 1287 and encodes 351 amino acids. NCBI's taxonomy places the organism in Eukaryota, Metazoa, Arthropoda, Insecta, Diptera, Drosophilidae. The transcript is spliced from 4 exons. The record is from RefSeq and is a predicted model, not a curated record.
UGAACAGGCAAAAAAGCAGCAUUAGAGUGUGGUCGACUUUGAAACCAUUUUCAAAAAAGAAAAUUAUAUCUGUAUUAUUUUUAAAACAUACCAAAAUAAAAUACCGGAAGAAUACGAAAAUAUAAAGUUACCAAAAGUGCAAAAGCAGCAGAUUUAAUUACAUAUUAGAAGUGCUUCGAUUCAAAAUAAGCUGCUGUUUAGUUGUGAAACGAAUUGGAAUAAAAAAUUAAAAUGAAUAUUUUUAAUUAUACGCGUAUAUUGACGAUAUUGUUAAUUAUAAAUCAAGUGAAAAGCUCGUGCUCCGUUUACUCAAAAGAAUUGGAUGAUCAAUGCAGUACCUAUUGCUAUCAAGUCGUGAAACCCCUUCUACAAAACGUAAAUGCGGCCGAAUCAAUGACAGAAGAAUAUAAUGAGCUGCAGCAUACAAUCAAAUUGCAAGCAGAAAAAAUAAAGAAUCUAAAUAAAUUGAUAAAGUCUAAAGACAAAUUGAGUAAAUUGUGUGAAAGGCAAAAUGGAAAUCAACAGAAACUUAUUGAUCAAUAUGAGACUCAAUUAACUAGUUUAAAAUCAGAAAUCUCUUCGAAAGAUCUAGAGAUUAAAGAUUUGAAAUCAGAAAAUGUAAAAACAAAAGAACUUCAAGAUGAAAUCACAGCAUCUAAACAAGCAUCUAGCUGCUUCGGCAAUUUGACGAAUAUUCAGACCUUAAGAGUACCCAUAGUUCAUACAAUGACAGUUCCAUGUGAAUCGAACUUACCUGAAGCUGGAGGUGAUUGGACUGUUAUCCAGCGUCGUAAGGAUGGUAGUGUGCAUUUUAAACAACCGUGGUCAGAGUAUAGAGAAGGCUUUGGAAAUAUUCAUGGUGAAUUCUUUCUUGGACUGGAGAAGAUUUAUUUGUUAACACAAUCCCAACCACAUGAAUUAUUUGUAUUCCUCAGAGACUUUUUUAAUGAAACCCGAUAUGCUCGAUAUAGCAACUUUGUCAUUGGUAACGAAAAAGAAUUUUACGAGUUGAAAGUGCUCGGAAACUACUCAGGCACUGCUUUCGAUUCACUGCGACAUCACGUAAAUCACAAGUUUUCAACACCAGAUAAAGACUUUACUUCUAAGAACUGCGCUCAAUCUUUUAAAUCUGGGUGGUGGUUUACCAACGAUGGUUGCUAUCGGAGUAAUCUUAACGGAUGGUACGUGUUUUCUGAUAUUGGUAAGGAAGUGAAUAGCCUUGAAUGGAGAUUGUGGAAGCAUCGGCCGUUGAAAUUUGCACAAAUGAUGAUUAGGCCACUCGAGUGAAAUUUUCAAAUAUUAAAAAAAAAAGUUGUAUAAAAAAGUUCUGCAGCAUCUCAAAAAAAUUAAAAUAUAUAAAAUAUCAAUAACUUGAUAUAUUUUGAUCAUCUGAAUGAAGUUCUGUCUAUAAUCGAUAAACAUGUUCAGAGACAGCUACUAACAGGUUUCAAUGAAAGCAAACCAAUACAAAAUGGAUACUUUAUAUUAAAUAUACCAACUAAAUAUACAACAUACAAAAAAUACGACAUAUAUUUAUAUUUGAUAU